GUAAUAACGGCAAAGGCCGUCAGUCACGUUUGUCCAGUGAAGACACCACUUUUGUGUAGAGUGACUGGGUUUAAUAUCUUUUGUAUAUUGUCACCUUUUUCGGUAGAAUGACACUGGGAUGUUUGUUACCAUUGUUAGGGCUGUUCCUGCUGGGCGGGAAGCCUACUCUAGCCUGGGAUGAUAUAACCAGAGAGGCUAUCGAAUCCACCGCUAUGAGUGCUAUCACUUUCGAUCGUCUGAGACGUAUGAAAGUAAUACUUCGUGGUCACGAUUUGGUUGAUUACACGUGGUGGUCCGAUGAAGUGAGAAAGAGAAUACCUGAAUCGGCCACUCUGCACAGACAGUUGCAGAAUGAUGAAACGUGCUUAACAUUCGAUUCGACAUGCCCCAAUGGGUUGUGUUUAAUCCAGGGUUCUAAAUUCUUCUUUGCUAAACUGAUGUCGAGUGGCUAUAGUAUUGUCUCUCAACCUAUCAAGUUUGAACUGCCACUAUUUAGAUACCCAAAGGAUGUGACCUUCACUCCCUCGGAUUGCUUGAAGUAUUUGGUAGUUUUGUUGUCUGAUAUGCACUAUCCUUUCAACGUUGAUUUAGCGGAACCACAUAGCCUCGCUCACCGCAAAGUCGACCUUUCUGGGUUUCCCAUGUGGGAGGCUUUGAGUAAGGAGAAACUGGGCCAUGCGAAGCCAAGCUUCGAGGACUUCAUCAUGAAGGUGUACAUGCCACAUUACAUCCAAACUAACGAGGAAUCGUGGUACGGUUCCUGGACAAAUGUGGAGGUACUAGGUUCGCGUUACAAGGUCGAACAGGAGACCUUUAACAGGAACACAUGGGACAACUUUGAAAUUUGGGCUAGUGAGACUGCUAACCUCCACUGCAACGGCCUGGUGACGAAAAGCGAUUUCUCCAAGGAUAAGCAAACCAUUAAACUGUCAGAUGCACUGCUUGACAGAAUUGGUAAUACCAUCAAGUUCCAGAUUGUGCUUGCUGGAGCAAGGGUAGCAGUUGUGCUGAACUACAUUCUAUCUCACAGGGAAAUCGCAUAUUGCGAGAAGACUGGUUUACUUAUUGAGAGGCACCCAGAUGACGUGUGGAGAUGGCAUGAUUACGUGGUCAUUAUGACACUAACUGUGUUCGGAACCGCUGUAACGGUUGGAUUCUACUUCUUAUGUAUAGGACUGCUUUACAUGUUCAAGGAUCACGUUACACAGAAAGUAGACGAAGCAAUUCAGGGAUGGAAGAACAGGCGCAAGAGCAAAUAUCAGCCACAUCUGGAAAUUCACCAACAAUAAGACACUCACACAUAGCAUGAUGUACAUAAAACCGUGUAUAAUAUAGCAUG
Molecule: messenger RNA, 1339 nt
Organism: Babesia bovis T2Bo
Lineage: Eukaryota; Apicomplexa; Aconoidasida; Piroplasmida; Babesiidae
Product: putative S1/P1 nuclease
Exons: 5
Coding region: 108-1289 (393 amino acids)
Molecular function (GO): hydrolase activity, acting on ester bonds
Source: RefSeq, a predicted model, not a curated record